GCCCGUGACACGGUACAGCCACGCCGGGAGGCACUUCCUGUUACCCGGGGAGAGCCUCGCUGCCAGGGCCCUGGCUGGCCAGACGGAGCCGUUCCUGUGCCGGUGGAGACGGGACGGCGGCCAGGAGCCCGGCGGGACCCACGGCCUUCCUGCAGCCGUCCAGACAAAGUUCACCUGCCCCAGGAGAGGAGGACCAUGCAGAGAUGGAGAGCAGCCGGAGAGGCGUCCUGGCUGUGCUGGGAGUCCUGGCUGGACUGGCAGCUUCAGGGUCCGGGUAUCAGAUCGUAGAAGGUCCCCAGAACAUCACGGUCUUGAAGGGCUCGGAGGCCCGCUUCAACUGCACGGUGUCGCCGGGCUGGAAGCUCAUCAUGUGGGCCCUGAACGGCGUGGUGGUGCUGAGCGUCACGCCGCGGGAGCCCAUCAUCACCAACGACCGCUUCACCUCCGCCAGCUACGACCGCGGAGGGGACUUUGUCUCCGAGAUGAUCGUCCAUGACGUGCAGCUCCGCGAUGCGGGGCAGGUCCGCUGCAGCCUCCAGAGCAGCGACCUGGAUGCCUUGGCCUUCCUGUCCGUCCAAGUCAUGGGAACCUUGAGCAUCCCUGGUGAUGACCUUGAGGUCACCGAGGAUGAGCCCUGUAAUGUCACCUGCCGAGCCCAGGGCUGGACCCCACUCCCGGACAUUACUUGGAGGGUUGGCGUCCCUGCCAGCCAUUCCAGCUACUCCUCGUUCGCGGAGCCGGGGGCCGGUGGCGGUGUGGUGAGCAUCCUGGCGCUCCGGCCGCAGGGCAACGGGACGCUGACUUGCGUGGCUGCACUGAGGGCUCCAGAGGCCCGCACGGCCGUCACCGUGAACCUCACGGUGGUCCCGCCGUCCCCUGUCUGGGUGAAGGAGGGCGCGGUCUGGGGGUCUGCCCAGGUCUGUGGGACAGGCCCCUGCGGGCCAGCCCUGGCAGACUGUCACCAGGACCUGCCCCCAUCCCUGCCACCCACCGUGUGUGAGCAGUAUGAGUCUCCUGUGGCACAGGCUGAGGAGCUUCAACUAGAGACGGGCCUCCUUGUGUUGGAGCUGGAGCUCGGGGUGGCAGGGGGCAGCUCCCGGGGGCCCUGCCUCUCCCCUGAAUCUAGUUACCAAAAUGAAAUAAGAAAAUCUGCAACUGCGAAGACAACCAGAGACGCUGUUGACAGCAAGCUAAAGAGGGGAAAUGAGAACUAUGGAUAUAGCUCGGAUGAGCCCAAGGCUGCACAGCUUGCUUCACUCCCUCCGAAGUCUGCCGAUCUCAGCGCCGUCCCGGAGCCGGGGGGCAGCCGCUCUCCUCCUCAGGAUCUCAGUAAGCCUCGGCCGGGCCGGGCGGGUCAUCCACAGGUUUCCUUUGACAUCGCCAGUCCUCGGAAGGUCAGGAAUGUCACUUUAGUAUAAGAAUGACUUCCUGUGCGGUCCGCUUGUGCUUGGGUGAAGAUUUACGCCGCCCUGACAUCUUUGUUCUUGUCCAUCCUGAGACAAGACUUCAGCUCUGUCAACAUUCCUUGAAGAAGUCGGUUGGAGCGAUGGGAGCUAAUGCUCUUCAGUGACAGGAGGAAUCAGUUCCCUAGGUUCCAAGUAGAAUGUGGCUUUUAAGACUGUCAUGGUUUUAGUGAGCCCCUUAAAGUUACCGAGUAAAAACCUGCACACUUAUCCUGGUGAUAUUUUUCAUCACCUAACACUCCUGCUUGCUAAUCCAGUAAGUGGUAGCUAUGUCUGUAUUCUAUCUACCAUGACUUAAAAAGAUGUUUUCAUUGCUCUCAAUCUUAUUAAGAUGAUAUUUAUAUCUGCAUAUUAUUAGUGAAGCAAGAA
Dipodomys ordii (Ord's kangaroo rat) is the source of this 1832-nucleotide messenger RNA. It is a transcript of the gene Igsf5, whose product is annotated as immunoglobulin superfamily, member 5. The transcript has 9 exons. NCBI's taxonomy places the organism in Eukaryota, Metazoa, Chordata, Mammalia, Rodentia, Heteromyidae. The record is from RefSeq and is a predicted model, not a curated record. Gene Ontology annotation, biological process: cell-cell adhesion. Bases 204 to 1418 code for a protein of 404 amino acids.